Messenger RNA from Condylura cristata (star-nosed mole), 2072 nucleotides. RefSeq names its product MON1 secretory trafficking family member A (gene MON1A). The transcript has 6 exons. The coding region runs from base 273 to 1940 and encodes 555 amino acids. Lineage: Eukaryota; Metazoa; Chordata; Mammalia; Eulipotyphla; Talpidae. Gene Ontology annotation, biological process: protein targeting to vacuole; vesicle-mediated transport. The record is from RefSeq and is a predicted model, not a curated record.
CGGGUCGAGCUGCUGGAGCCGGGCCUCCGCCGGGAGAGUCCGGCUAGAGCUGUCUUCUUCCUGCACCGGCAACCGGGCGAGGGGCGGUGGGAAGGGCAGGUGUCCCGCGCUGUGGCUAUGUCUGCGUCCGCAGGGGGCCGUGGCCCCACCAACCUGCGCCCUCAGACCUGGCCUGGCCCGACACCCGUCCCCUCCUGGGGGUCCGACAGAGGGCAGUGACCGGCAAUCUCUGUGCGUCCUGGGUCCCCCAAAGAAAUAGGAGAGCCUAAGAGAUGGCUACUGACACAAAGAGAAAGAGCAGCAGCGAAGGCCCUGAUGGCACAUUGGCGCCUACUGAUGGGCAGAAUGUGGAAAGAGCUGAGAGCCCCACACCAGGACUGACCCAGGGAAAGGAGCCAGGUGCUGGGCAGGAGGGUGCCAUGUUUGUCCAUGCCCGUUCCUAUGAGGACCUGACUGAAUCGGAGGAUGGGGCAGCUGCUGGGGACAGCCCCAAGGAGGGUGCCGGGGUUCCCUCACCGCUGCCUGCAGACAUGCGUCAGAUCAGCCAGGACUUCAGCGAGCUGAGCACCCAGCUGACAGGUGUGGCUCGAGACCUGCAGGAGGAGAUGCUUCCAGGAAGCUCUGAGGACUGGCCAGAGCCCCCAGGGGCAGCCGGGCGACCAGUCACAGAGCCCCCCAGGGAGGGGUCAGGCGAGGGAGAUGAGGAGGAGGCUGCUGAGGCAUGGCGACUGCACCAGAAGCAUGUCUUCGUGCUGAGCGAGGCGGGGAAGCCUGUGUACUCCCGUUAUGGGUCGGAGGAGGCACUUUCCAGCACCAUGGGUGUCAUGGUGGCCCUGGUGUCCUUCCUAGAAGCAGACAAGAACGCCAUUCGCUCCAUCCACGCAGAUGGUUAUAAGGUAGUCUUCGUGCGCCGGAGCCCCCUGGUGCUGGUGGCAGUGGCCCGGACGCGGCAGUCAGCGCAGGAACUGGCACAGGAGCUGCUUUAUAUCUACUACCAAAUCUUGAGCCUUCUCACUGGCGCGCAGCUGAGCCACAUUUUCCAGCAGAAGCAAAACUAUGAUCUGCGGCGCCUGCUCUCGGGCUCGGAGCGCAUCACAGACAACCUGCUGCAGCUCAUGGCGCGAGAUCCCAGCUUCUUGAUGGGGGCCGCACGCUGCCUGCCUCUCGCGGCUGCAGUGCGCGACGCAGUGAGUACCUGCCUACAGCAGGCGAGAGCGCGCAGCCUGGUCUUCUCCAUCCUGCUGGCGCGCAACCAGCUCGUGGCGCUCGUGCGCCGCAAGGACCAAUUUCUGCACCCCAUUGAUCUGCACCUGCUCUUCAACCUCAUAAGUUCCUCCUCAUCCUUCCGCGAGGGCGAGGCCUGGACGCCCGUGUGCCUGCCCAAAUUCAACGCAGCCGGCUUCUUCCACGCACACAUUUCUUACCUGGAGCCCGACACCGAUCUCUGCCUGCUGCUUGUCUCCACGGACCGCGAGGACUUCUUUGCAGUCUCUGACUGCCGCCGCCGCUUUCAGGAGCGCCUGCGGAAGCGCGGGGCUCACCUGGCCCUGCGGGAGGCACUGCGCACGCCCUACUACAGUGUUUCCCAAGUGGGCAUCCCCGACCUGCGCCACUUCCUCUAUAAGUCGAAGAGCUCAGGACUCUUCACCAGCCCUGAGAUUGAGGCCCCCUACACCAGUGAAGAGGAACAGGAGCGGUUGCUGGGUCUCUACCAGUACCUGCACAGUCGUGCCCACAACGCCUCCCGCCCUCUCAAGACCAUCUACUACACGGGCCCCAACGAAAACCUCCUAGCCUGGGUGACAGGUGCUUUUGAACUCUACAUGUGCUACAGCCCCCUGGGGACCAAGGUAUCAGCCGUCAGUGCCAUCCAUAAGUUGAUGCGUUGGAUCCGCAAAGAAGAAGACCGCCUCUUCAUCCUUACACCCCUCACAUACUGAUGAGAUUCUAUGGGUUCAGUCCUCCUAGGCCCACGGGGCCAUCGGAGCCUCCAGGUGGGGCAGGCCUCUCUUGCCCAGGCAGCAGGCAGGGACUGUGGGUUGGUGCAUACAUUAAAGUACUUUGGAUAGACA